Molecule: messenger RNA, 4835 nt
Organism: Manis javanica (Malayan pangolin)
Lineage: Eukaryota; Metazoa; Chordata; Mammalia; Pholidota; Manidae
Gene: AKAP7
Product: A-kinase anchoring protein 7
Cellular component (GO): cytosol
Molecular function (GO): protein kinase A regulatory subunit binding
Source: RefSeq, a predicted model, not a curated record
AGAUGAACUGAGGCAAUAUAAAAGUUUUAAGAGUUUAUUUGAGCAAAAAUGAGAAUCUGGCAACAUCCAAUCCAGCAGAUAGGAGCUCCAAGGAGCUGGGAAUAAGGAAGUUAUACUAGGCAAAACAUUGGGUUGGUUAUUGCAAAGUUAUUUUCUCUUAGGGAUUGCAGGGGUCUCUCGGGCAGAUUACCUAAUUAGUGCUGAUCAGGUGAUUCUGAAUUGAUUGGUUUAAGAUUCCAUUUCUGGGAGAGUUGAAAUGGCAAUUAAGUUUCAGUAAUACAAUGUGGGUUUAGCAUAAGUGACUCCAUUUUGGGUCUGUUUUCUUGUUAACAAAAGGAACAUGCUCUAUAAAUGAGCUCUUUAACUGGCACUACUCACCAUUAAAACCAAAAUUCAACUAUGUAAAUUUAAAGAUCAAAUUGGCUUUAUUCCAUGAUUCAUGAAUAGAGUAGCAUCCCUUCUAGCCAACAGAAAGGAGCUCUGGAGAGCUGCACAAAAUGAGAGACUUUUAUAAGCAGAAGGGACAGAGACAAGGAAAGAGCAGAUUAUAUCACCUUUGUUUGGGGGGCAGAUUACUUUGCUAGUGUUGGCCAGGAAAUUCCAGAUUUACAGGUUUAAGAUUACAUUCCUUUACUGCAAAUAGGUUAGGUAUUAAGUGUUGGUUUACUAUAUCGUAUGGCUUAGCAUAAAAUACUCCAUUUGGGGCCUGUCGUCUCUUUUUUUAAACACCACUAAGCAGAGUGUAAUGUGGAGGGUGAGGGAAGAAUUGGUCUUCUCAUUUAUGAGACUGUCAUUCUGAGGACUGAGAGGACCCCCACUGUGGGCAUGGGAACCACCAAUUAGCUGAUGUCUGGGGAUGACACAGGACUUCCUGGAAAGGAGACUGGACGAGUAGAACCCAGUGACACAAAGGAUAAGGAUGCACAGCAGCAGAAAAUUCAUCAGUGAUGCCAGACCCCCUUUUGAAUCCCAGAUGUAUUUUGGAGGGAUUUCUAGGGCUGGAGUUCUGGCAGGAGAGAGUGGGUUCAUGUACCUAUCAAGAUUUACAUAUUAAUGUUAAUGUCAAUUUUUAGCCUCAGGGUAGGGAAGCUUUAGGACAGUAGGAGUACAAAAUAUAUUGGUUUUUUUGAAAACUUUUGGGUGUUUUUUUUUCUUUUUUGGCAAAUCUGAGUACUUAAACAGAUCUGAUGCUUAUAAAAAUUUUAUUCACUCAUUCAACAACUAUCCAUAAGCACCCUUUAUGCACUUGGGAAUACAAAGACUUUAGAAUGGCCGUUGUCUUCAGGCAGUGACUAGGAAAUGUAAGGCAAGUAAGGGUGUUUAGUUAGAUUUGCUACGUAGCUAAGAGUUAUACUACUCUUCUGAUACAGAAGAGGGGAAAACCUUUACAAACGGAAAUUUAUGUCACCUCCACAAAGUAAAAUUUUUGCCUUCCUUUUAGGCAGAAAGGGAGAGGGCAGAGUUCUUUCCGUGUCUGUUGUUUCUCAGUUGCCUCCAGCCCGAAACAAUCUUAACGCCAAUGUAGCUUAUUUGGGGGAGACAUCUUCUGAUCCCCUUCAAUGUUGGCAUGGAUUACUUUUUUGCAUAUUUUAGUUUAUUACUUAUUGCAGUUACUUGUAUUUCUGUGCAUCAGAUGAUCAGCUCCUUGAGAAAAAAAACCUUAUUUAACUGUAUAACCUCAGUACAGAGUAAAUGUUAGCGGAACUUGGUGCGCCUCUCUCAUCAGCCCAUAAUUGCUGUGGGUCUGCAAAUCAAAUACUGCACUUGCUGGAAUUAUUUUAAAAUCAAAGUAACAAGCUCUAGGACCUUGUGUAUGGUCUUUAUGCCAACUACUGUGGUUGUGCCAAGGCCUUAUUUGCUUCCAUCUCCACUGUAGCCCGCUUUCAAUGUGUUACUCGUAAAAGAGGCUACAUUAAUUUGAGAGAUGCACCUAAUCAAUUUUCUUACUGCAUAGUUUAACUUAAAAGAAAAAUCCAAUAGAAUUGCUCCAAGGUCAGAGGUUUUUUUUUUUUAAAUUAAUUAAAUUGUUCUUUCUCCCAUUUUAUUCACGUCACUGCUUUAAUCUGCAAAAACCAGAUGGUUUCCACUUCCAGGCAUAAAACCGUUGUUAAAAUUUCGAGACUGACUUUGCCACAUUUUUAAGGUAGAGUAAAUAAAAUAUCUAAUUAUACAGAUGGACAAGGUCCCUUUCUUGUAAUCUCGCCGUUUCCAAACGUCAUUAUCAGAAGUGUUUUUAAAGCUCUCGGCGAAACACCGGAGCUGGUGAGCCCGGGCGUGGGUCCUCCGGAGGCCAAGGGGCAUGGAAUGCUUUCAGCUGGGUCCCACUGUCACCCAUCAAAGCGUGGGACGUGAAGGGCCGCAUGACGGCAGUCACAGGGCCGCCACGGGCCGCAGGACCCCGCAGGAGGCAGGGCGAGGGCCAGGCAUCCUAAAGCAGGGGGCGCCCGCAGCUCCCCGCGGCGCCCGGUCGCGGCUUCCCUCCGCCCUCCCUGAGCGAGACCGGCGUCGCUCGCCCGAAUCCGGGUCCCAGCGGCGCGUCGUGCCGGCCCCUUCCGCUGGCUCCGGACGCCAGGCCCGGGCAUGCGGCUGCUGCGGCUGCUGCGGCUUCCGGGGCUCGGCGCCUCCGCGGGCCCGGCCGCCGCGGCCCGAGGCUCCGCUGCCCGCCGCGGCCCCCGCCCCCAAGCGCCACCAGCCGCCCGCCAGCCCCUGGCCCCACCCGGGCCUCCGCCUCUGCGGUCUCCGCCUCCCGCCCAGCCCGGAGCUGCGGCGCCCGCCCGCCGCCUGGCCGCCGCCGCCGCCGCCGCCUACCGAGACGCGCCCCCGAGCGCAGCCGCCAUGGAGCGCCCCGGAGCCGGAGAAGUAAGUUCCAAUGAGUGUGAAAACGUGUCAAGAGAAAAGGAAAUGUCAGAAGAAUUUGAGGACAAUGCUAUGGAGACUCUGGUAGAUAUGCCAUUUGCUACUAUAGAUAUUAAAGAUGAUUGUGAAAUCAUUGAUGUACCUCGAAUAAAUUUGGAGAGAAGUAAAGAAAAAGAACGGAUCUGUAAAGAUCAAAUAAAGAAGAGGAAAAAGAAGCAAAAAGAUUAUCUACCCAACUAUUUCCUAUCCAUUCCGAUCACCAACAAAGAGAUUAUAAGAGGAAUUAAGACACUGCAAAAUGAAAUAAUACAGCAAGAUAAGCGACUGGCUAAAGCAAUGACCAGUGAUGGUUCCCUUCAUGUUACCCUGUUAGUGAUGCAAUUAUUGAAUGAAGAUGAAGUAAACAUUGGUAUUGAUGCUCUUUUGGAGUUAAAACCAUUCAUAGAAGAAAUCCUCCAAGGAAAACAUUUGACUUUGCCCUUUCAAGGGAUUGACACUUUUGGAAAUCAGGUUGGAUUUGUGAAACUGGCAGAAGGAGAUCACGUAAACCCACUUUUGGAGAUAGCAGAGGCUGCAAAAAGGACAUUUCAGGGAAAAGGUAUCAUGGCAGGAGAAAACAGAUGUUUUAAGCCUCAUUUGACCUUCAUGAAAUUGUCCAAAGUACCAUGGCUCCGGAAGAAGGGAGUGAAAAAAAUAGACCCCGACUUCUAUGAAAAAUUUAUCAGUCAUAAAUUUGGAGAAGAAAUGAUGCAUCGCAUAGAUCUUUGCUCCAUGCUGAAGAAAAAGCAAAGUGAUGGUUAUUAUCACUGUGAGUCUUCAAUUGUGGUUGGCAAGAAACCUAUUGGAAUCCGAGACUUAAUUAAUGAAGCUUUGCAUCGAGAAAGGAUGGGUCUGAAGUCCAAAGUGAAACAGAUAAAGGAACUUUUAUUAAAGCCUGAGAUUCAGGCCAAAAUUAGGAGGGAGCUUUUUGAAGGAAGAUCCAUUAACAACAGUAAUCAAGGAAACAAUAUUGAUUUCAGUGCAGCUUUGAUAUAAGCUCUACAUUGCUAUCAUGGUACCACAGUUUAUGCAAUCUUUUGACUUAUUAAAUAGCUCUUUGGUAAAUACCAAAGAAGUGUUUUGCUAGUGUCUCUACCACAGGAGACCAGCAUUUGGUAAGGAAUUAGCAAUUUCUUGCCAAGGAAAACUGAUUCUGCCUGGUUAUUUUUUUAGGCUAAAUUUGUGUUUUAGAAUGUUUGUUUCUGUAAUAUUGAAAGUUAUUUUAUAGAAAGGGUUUCCUAAUUAGCUGUUGUGAGAUAUUUCUUUGGUCCUUCCUCACAGAUAAAAUAUGCAGACUGUAAAAAAAUCAUUUACAGACCAAAAGAUGCAGUAUUUUAAGGGUCAUUUGCCUCCUGUGGACAUGAUUUUUGUUGUUACUAAAUCAAAGGAAGCAUUGUCCACAUGUGUCUUCAUCUAGUGUACUUUUCAUGGGAAUAUGAAUGUUUAUUGGACAUUAGUACUUGAAUGAACAUUUAUAAAUGUAAUUACUACAAUUAUUGGUUAAGAAUGUUUUAUAAUAUUGAUAUGUAUUAUUUUUCAAUGAUCAAAUGUAGUUUACUUUUUCAUUUCUUAAUGAACAAAUGUUUAGGAUUUUUAUUUUUUACUUUUCUGUAGAUGAGACCCAGGUCUUAGUGUAUCCCUUAUAAUCUGAGUUUGUUUGCACUGGUUCAUUUUUAAAGAAAAUUCUUGAAAAACUUCCCCUCAUAUUAUAAUCAUUGGUAACAGCAUUUUCCAUAGUCAUUGUAAAAUUGCUGCUACUGAGAGAUCAUGAUUGGGGGGGGGGAAUUAUUGGAGAUCAAAUAUACAGUCAUUUCAAAUAUAAAAUCCAAUUUGCUCAUGGAUUUAAGCUAUUUUUUCACUUGGUAAAUUAUACUACAUUUAUUUAUAAAUGAGUUUAUGCAUUUUCACGCCUCUUAAUAAACAUAUUGUUUUCCCUUGUU